AUGAGCUCCAACAGCACAGACCCUGGUCUCCUCCUGACUGUCAUUCCCUCACCAGCGUCUACAGACUACCCACCAUCCAAUGCCCUCCACCAUGGAGAAAGGGAAGGAGCACCUUGGCUGGUUUUAAAUCCAGACUCUGUCAAUGAUAGUUCCGCUUUCACCAGCAGACUCUUAAAUGUCAGUUUAACAAAUGGAAAUGAAACAGCUGCCAUUCACCCACUGGGUGGUCACCCCGUGUGGCAGGUUAUCCUCAUCGUCUUGCUGACUGGCACGCUGUCACUGGUCACCAUUGUUGGCAACAUUCUCGUAGUGGUGUCCUUCAAAGUGAAUCGCCAGCUAAAGACGGUCAAUAAUUACUUCCUGUUGAGUUUAGCUGUUGCUGAUCUCAUAAUAGGCGUAAUUUCGAUGAACCUCUAUACACCUUAUCUUGUAAUGGGCUACUGGGCCAUGGGCAACUGGGCCUGUGACCUCUGGUUAGCAAUUGACUAUGUUGCAAGCAAUGCGUCAGUUAUGAACUUACUGGUCAUCAGCUUUGAUCGCUACUUUUCAGUCACCAGACCUUUGACCUACAGGGCAAAACGGACCACAAAGCGAGCUGGAAUUAUGAUCGGCUUGGCAUGGUUUGUAUCGCUUGUCCUGUGGGCCCCGGCCAUACUCCUUUGGCAAUAUUUCGAAGGUAAAAGGACAGUCCCUUCAAAUGAGUGCUAUAUUCAGUUCCUCACAGAGCCUGUAACUACAUUCUGCACAGCCAUGGCGGCAUUCUACCUGCCUGUGACAAUAAUGAGUGUCCUCUAUUGGCGCAUUUACAAGGAGACCCAGAAUCGUUCAAAAGAGUUAGCUGGGUUGCAGGGUUCAGGAGGCCGUGGUGGAAUAGGGGGAAGGGUUGGUAACAUGGGUGGCGAGAGGUCACGUUUUAUGCAUCAGACAGGAAGUUCAAGAAGUUGCAGUAGCUAUGAGUUAACCAGAUUGUCCAAGAAAAAGAGCACAUGUCGAGAGCUGGUUGGACGCUUUCACUGCUGGCCUGGGGUCCGAUCCUGGAGACCUGGUAGUAUCCGGCACGGAGAUGGUGAUCCGGACCAGAGCAGCAGUGACAGUUGGAACAACAAUGAUGCUGCUGCUUCUCUAGACCACUCGGGGUCAUCAGAUGAUGACGACUGUGCCGGAGGAGAGAUGAUUUCCCAGAGUCAUGCUAUUUUUUCAAUUGUUCUGAGCCUCCCUGGCAUAAAGGCCGCCGUCAAUUCACAGCUCACCUCAUGUGAGGAUCUGGAUGCAGCCUCGGAGGAGGAUCCCCUGAGGGGAACUGAGUGUAACAGAGACAGCCUGUCAACAGUCACCACCAACACCACUGCCACUACUACACCUGAGGGAACAAACAGCUCAGGAAAUAGCUACCACCAACGAUUCUGCUCACGCAAGUCUCAGUCAAUGUCUUCAAUUCAAGCUAACUCUAACCAAGGAUUUCUGGAUGGUACUCCAACAGUCGCUACAGCCGGCACUCACAGCACUACAGCCAGCACGGCCACCAAGUCCCCUACUGUCCCAAUGUCCUUCAAAGAUGCAGCUAUGGCUAAGCGCUUCGCUGCCCGAGCAAGGACUCAGAUCACUAAGAGGAAGCGCAUGUCCCUAGUGAAGGAGAAGAAAGCAGCUCAAACUCUCAGUGCCAUCCUCCUGGCUUUCAUCAUCACAUGGACACCUUACAACAUCAUGGUGCUGAUCAAUGCUUUCUGUAAAGUGUGCAUUCCAGAGACACUGUGGGCAGUAGGGUACUGGCUGUGUUAUGUCAACAGUACAGUUAACCCAAUGUGCUACGCGCUGUGCAACAAGACCUUCCGUACAACCUUUAAAAUGAUACUUUUGUGCCGCUGGGACCAGAAGAAAAGGAGGAAGCAGCAGUUCCAGCAGAGGCAGUCUGUGGUCUUUCACAGGAAGAUUCCCAGGGAGUCCACGUAA
Messenger RNA from Menidia menidia (Atlantic silverside), 1950 nucleotides. The record is from the annotation of a GenBank genome assembly. NCBI's taxonomy places the organism in Eukaryota, Metazoa, Chordata, Actinopteri, Atheriniformes, Atherinopsidae.